This is a messenger RNA of Ailuropoda melanoleuca (giant panda), 1018 nucleotides long. RefSeq names its product C-C motif chemokine ligand 16 (gene CCL16). Gene Ontology annotation, cellular component: extracellular region. NCBI's taxonomy places the organism in Eukaryota, Metazoa, Chordata, Mammalia, Carnivora, Ursidae. Bases 540 to 866 code for a protein of 108 amino acids. The record is from RefSeq and is a predicted model, not a curated record. The transcript is spliced from 3 exons. Gene Ontology annotation, biological process: inflammatory response; positive regulation of cell migration; positive regulation of GTPase activity. Gene Ontology annotation, molecular function: CCR chemokine receptor binding; chemokine activity.
AAACCCUACCCCUUGCCCCAGUCUGUGCACUCUCUAAUCCUGUUUCAUGUUCACCUUCCCAACAGUGGAUCACCUCGUGGAACUGGGGUGGUUCCACUCUCCCUCCCCCUCCCCCAAAAUACAGAUGGAUGGCAGGUAAGGUGGUGAAAUCACACGGAUCCAAUUUUCAGAACUGCCUGCCUCCUACCUGUGUGACCUGGCAGAAUUUCUUUAACCUCUCCAAGCCUCGGUGGCCUCAUUUAUGAAACAGAGUAAUAAUCUCCGCUUCACUACUGUGGGGAUUAAAUAAAACAGGGCAUACAAGAUGGCCACACCCAGCACACACAACCACACGUUCCCUCUCUCCACUCCUCUCCUUUUCCUGAACUUAAAUCUUAUUAAUUCAGCUGCACCAGGCCCCACACCCCCCUUUCAGCAAACACUGAGGAAGGCACCGCCUCUCUCCCCCACCGGCUCUGAAGUGGUCAGAGUCCAGAGAGCCGUGAAGUCAGAGUGGACGACCAGCCUUUCCCCUGAAGCUGAAGGGCCCGCUUGACAGGAUGAAGGUCUCCGGGGCUGCCCUCUUUCUCCUCAUCCUCAUCCUCACCACUCCUGCUUCGCACGGCCAGUCAAAAAGUCCUGAAUCGUUGAACAGUUCUCAGACCUGCUGCCUGAAGCAUCAUGAGAAAGUAAUGCCAAGGAAACUGGUGGUGGGAUACAGAAAGGCCCUCAACUGUUACCUGCCAGCAAUCAUCUUUGUCACCAAAAAGAACCGAGAGGUCUGCGCCAACCCCCAAAACAAAUGGGUCCAAGAGUACAUCAAGGAUCCCAAUAUACCUUUGCUGCCUCCCAGGAACUUGGCCCAGGUUAAAAGCGUUAGGCCAUAGAAAGGUCACACCACAGCUCACCGUGACCAUCAGGCCUCAGUGGGAGUCCAGGUCUGGAAUGAAAUGUGCAGCCCUGUGAAUAUGCAAGGGGAGGGUGCGGUCUGAAUGACAGUCGCAAUCAGAGAAGCUAAUUAAAAGUAUUUCAAACAUGU